CCAUUUGUCAAUUGGCAACGCGAGAACCUAGGGUUACGAAGUGUGGUCACCAGUUCUGUUUUGAAUGCUUGAGGCCCCUCAUUAGGGAUGGCAAAAUGACAUGCCCUCUGUGUAGAGAGGAACUGAAGGAAGCGGAGAUCUACCCAAACAACAAGGACAAACGCGACAUUCUGAGUCUGAAGAUUCGUUGUGAUAAGCACGAGGAAGGGUGCCACUGGAUUGGUGAACUACGAGAGCGCAAUGAACACAACCAGGAAUGUGGCCAUGUAGCUGAACUGUGUGGCAAUAAUUGUGGAGAACUGGUGAUGAGGAAGGACAGAAAGAACCACGAAAAGGAUGAAUGUAGCCGACGGAUCGUAGGCUGUUGUUAUUGUGAUGAAGUUCUGGAACAUAGAUUGUUGUCUCCUCAUUACACAACAUGUGCCGAGUAUCCUGCUAGUUGUCCUCAUCAGUGUGGAAGGCAGGCUGCUCAGAAAAACAUGGAAACGCACACUAGCAGAGAGGGUCAGUGCCCUAACAGUCCUUUUCAGUGUGAAUUUACAUCAGUGGGUUGUCAAUUUGUUGGGAAUAGAAAGGAGUUGCAGUAUCAUUUGGACAAGGGCACUGUUCAUCACCUCAGUUUGGCUGUGAGAUUACUGCACAGUGUAACAGAGAGAUUGGCAGUUACUGAAACAAGACAAAAAGAAACAGAUAGUAAGCUAGCAGAGACAGAGAAACAGCAAGAAGUGACAAAGAAGCUUUUUGAACAGAAACAGAAACAAACAGAUAGGAAGUUGGAAGAGGCUAAGGAAAAGCAAAAAGAAACAGAAGGUAAAUUAGCAGAGACUGAGAUAAAGCAAAGAGAAACAGAAGCUAAGUUGGCAGAGGUUGAGAAAAAACAAAAAUACACAGAAGCUAAUUUAGCAGAGGCUGAGAAAAAGACAGAAGGUAAAUUAGUAGCUGCUGAGCGAAAGCAGAAAACAGGAUUUGAAACAGUAAAACAAGCACUGGAGUCUGAACUGAAAUCAUUAAAAGCAGUCACAUUUUUUAUUAUUCCAGGCUAGAGAAAUUCUGUGGAAUCAGUAGACUUUGUGAGGACUGCGCUAGGUGACCGGAGGCAAGUUAUACUUCAGUCGAACAAGCAUUUUGUCCUUUUCUGGAAGAUAAAAUUUUCUGUUAAAACAGAUGAAGCAAUAUUUUUAUCUGACAAAUUUUAUGUUGAAAAUUCAGGAUUGCAUUUGCAGCUUGCUCUGAGGCUUGAACAUAAACAUGGGCAUAAUUCGGCAUAUGUCACUGUUUUUCAUGUCAGAGGAAGGUAUGAUAAACAAGUACAUCAGUGUGUGCAUGAAAUGUCAAUAUGUUUCCUAAACCAGCAGCCACUUAAACGACAGGACAACUUAAUGGUCACUGACUUGAUUGAUUUUGGUUCCAAAAUUUCUCCUUCAGUUGUUUCCUCCAUGUACUCGACUAAAUCAAAGCAUUUAGCAAAGCAAUCUGUUUGGGAAGACUGUCUGUUCAAGCUUGACUGGAAAUUUCCUGAAAUGAAAGACUCUCAACAUGAUGAUUUGUUGGUUACGUUUCAUCUGAAAUAGUUGACUAGAAGAUGAAAGAAGUGCAUUUAGGUGUUACAAUACUUGUUUAGUUUGUAGUCAACUCAUUACGUUUAUUGUUUGUCUAUCUUGUUGCUGUUGAGCAAUAUUGUUACUUUGAAUACCCUCUACUUGUUGUCCUCCCACAUGUAGUAUUACGUGAAAACAUAUUUUUCUUGAUGCUGCCAAUGAAUGCUAUUCAGGAGAGUAGAAAUCGAAAAUUGCAUACUGAUAUAUCUA
Molecule: messenger RNA, 1808 nt
Organism: Corticium candelabrum
Lineage: Eukaryota; Metazoa; Porifera; Homoscleromorpha; Homosclerophorida; Plakinidae
Product: TNF receptor-associated factor 5-like
Exons: 1
Coding region: 96-1043 (315 amino acids)
Molecular function (GO): zinc ion binding
Source: RefSeq, a predicted model, not a curated record